AUGUCUUUGGGCCCUAACGUCAAAUGUCUUGCCUAUCACGGCCCUCUUCUUUACGAGGCCAAGGUUCUCAAAGUAUACUCGCCAAAGACCAAGAAAAUUACCACCAAGGACGGCGAGAAACCGUUAGGCAACACCGUGAUUCCUCAACAAUUACAGAAUGCAACCGGUUAUUUCAUCCAUUACAAAGGGUGGAAGGCCAGUUGGGACGAGUGGGUCGGUGACGAUAGGGUGUUGGAACUCAACCAGGAAAACGUCCAACUUCAAAAACAUUUGAAAGAUUCGGUAUUGGCAUCGACAAAAGCCGUGGCCAAUAAUAAUGACAAUGUUAAAGAAACUGGGAAACCUGAUGGGAAAUCAGAUGAAACAGAACAUAAAGGUGGACGGAGGAAACGAGGGUACGAAGAGAUUGAAAAGCCUGAAGAUUAUCACAAGAAACCCGAAAUCUAUUUUGCAAUGUCCGGGACCCUCAAGGCGUUACUUGUCAACGACUGGGAAUAUGUCACCAAGAACCACCAGUUGGUGCCAUUACCUCGUACCCCAUGCGUGGUACAGAUCCUCAAGGAUUUCAAGAAUCAUUAUACCCAAACCAACAAGAAGAAGCUCACCAGUGUCGACAAGGAUAUCUUGGACGAGGUGUUAAGUGGACUAAGGCUUUAUUUCGACAACGCGUUGGGGCAUAUUCUUCUAUACCGGUUUGAAAGACAGCAAUAUAAGGAAAUCAUACACGAUAAGCAGUACGAGGAUAAGGACCCUAGUGAGAUCUAUGGGGCCGAGCACCUUCUUAGGCUUUUCAGUUGUCUUCCAGGACUCAUUGCCCAGACCAGUAUGGACCAGCAAAGUACGGGGAUUCUAAAGAACCAUUUGGAGGCGUUCAUUGAGUAUUUGGCUGAUAAUAAAGAAACGUUGUUUAUUGAGAAUUAUGAGAAUACCUCGCCGUCUUACGAUGCGAUGUCUCGUGCGUGA
Messenger RNA from Saccharomycopsis crataegensis, 963 nucleotides. It is a transcript of the gene EAF3, whose product is annotated as Eaf3p. The coding region runs from base 1 to 963 and encodes 320 amino acids. Lineage: Eukaryota; Fungi; Ascomycota; Saccharomycetes; Ascoideales; Saccharomycopsidaceae. Gene Ontology annotation, cellular component: nucleus; Rpd3S complex; NuA4 histone acetyltransferase complex. Gene Ontology annotation, biological process: chromatin organization; regulation of DNA-templated transcription. The record is from RefSeq and is a predicted model, not a curated record. The transcript has a single exon.